Rosa rugosa (rugosa rose) is the source of this 1127-nucleotide messenger RNA. RefSeq names its product two-component response regulator ARR5-like. Gene Ontology annotation, biological process: cytokinin-activated signaling pathway; phosphorelay signal transduction system. The transcript has 4 exons. The record is from RefSeq and is a predicted model, not a curated record. NCBI's taxonomy places the organism in Eukaryota, Viridiplantae, Streptophyta, Magnoliopsida, Rosales, Rosaceae. The coding region runs from base 192 to 911 and encodes 239 amino acids.
CAGAUAGACAUUACCUUAUUAUUACAUUUCAUAUUUCCACAUUUCCAUCACUAACCGUAUAAAACAUUGGCGGUAGAAGCUGAGCAAGCCUUUUCUUGUUGCUGCCCUCUCUUCUUCUUCACCUUCAUCAUCUUCAAGGGUUAAAGCAGCGAAACAUAAUAGCAAUCCCGCUUGUCCGAUUCUAUUCCGAUAUGGCCAGGAACGGUGUCGUUUCGUGGCGGAGGAGGUCGGACAAGCUCGAAGGCUUGGAUCUUUCCAGUUCCGAAGAAGCUCACGUCCUCGCUGUCGAUGACAGCCUCGUCGAUCGCAAGGUCAUUGAGCGCUUGCUCAGAAUCUCCUCUUGCAAAGUGACCGCUGUGGACAGUGGUAUGAGAGCUCUGCAAUUCCUAGGUUUAGACGAGGAGAAGAGCACCUCGGUCGGUUUUGAUGGCUUGAAGGUGGAUCUGAUUAUCACGGAUUACUGCAUGCCUGGUAUGACCGGAUAUGAACUGCUUAAGAAAAUCAAGGAAUCCACGACUUUUAAAGAGAUUCCGGUUGUGAUAAUGUCCUCUGAGAACGUUUUGGCGCGCAUAGACAGGUGUUUGGAAGAAGGGGCAGAAGAUUUCAUAGUGAAGCCAGUGAAGUUAUCGGACGUAAAAAGGCUUAAGGAUUACAUGACAAAAGACGUCGUUGCCGGAGGAGUAGAAGAGAGUGGGAUCAACAAGAGAAAGCUACGAGAACCGUCCGAUCAGCCACCGUCUCCGCCGUCAAUUUUACCGUCAUCUCCAACGUCAGCCCUAUCAUCACCUUCACCUUCACCGUCACCGUCACCAUCACCGCCGCUUUCAUCGUCGUCCUCGUUCUCAGCUCCAUCGUCGCCCACGUCGCUUGAUUCUCCAAUCACACGGCUCAAAAUGACCAACACUGAUUAGAUCACCCGACCCGACCCGACCCAUACCCUGUGAACUCACUUUUUUUCGGGUCAAAAACCGCAACUACCCGUUUUAACGGUUUUUGUUGAAUUUACCACUCUCCUUUUUUUUUUUUUUCCUUUUCCUUUCUGUACUUUUUUUCGUCUGUCUUGAUUUUGUUUGUUUGUUGAUAUGUGACUGUGAGUUACACUCAUUAAUACUACUGAUUACUAAUUA